Micromonas commoda is the source of this 2043-nucleotide messenger RNA. RefSeq names its product oligopeptide transporter family. Lineage: Eukaryota; Viridiplantae; Chlorophyta; Mamiellophyceae; Mamiellales; Mamiellaceae. Gene Ontology annotation, molecular function: oligopeptide transmembrane transporter activity. Bases 1 to 2043 code for a protein of 680 amino acids. Gene Ontology annotation, cellular component: fungal-type vacuole membrane. The record is from RefSeq and is a predicted model, not a curated record. The transcript is spliced from 2 exons.
AUGACGCCGACGUACGAGGCGGUGGACCCGCUGAGCCCGCGGGCAGUGAUCGCGGGGAUGCUGGUGGGCUUCGUGGUGUCCGCGAUGAACGUCAGCUUCGGGCUGAAGGCCGGAUGGGGCCAGGGAGGGAGCGUGUUGGCGGCAGCCGUCAGCAUCGGGUUGUUCAGCGCGAUGAAACCCAAGAUUCCAUUCACGCAGCUAGAGGCGAACGUCUGCCAGACGGUCGCCAGCGCCGCGGGUUCGAUGACCAUGGCCGCGGGUCUCAUCGGACCGAUCCCCGCCCUGCACCUGCUCGGUAUGCGCUACUCGGUCUGGACGAUGAUGACCUGGGGGGCGUCAGUCGCGUUCCUCGGGGUGUUCUUCGCGGUCCCCUUGCGUCGCCACUUCCUGUUGGAGUCGCAGCUGAGGUUCCCGUCCGGAACGGCCACGGCCGAGACGAUAAAGUCCAUGUUCGCGGACGCCAGGCGCGCCAAGUCGCAGGUGGGCACUCUGAUCCACGCGUCUGUAUUCGCCGCCGGGACAGUCGUCCUGACGUGGUGCUUCCCGUGGGUGCUGCGGCCGCCGUUGUUCGCCACGCUCGGGCUCGCGUCCGCGGCGAGGUGGGGUUGGGGGAUACGAAUCGACGCGACGCUCGUGGGGGGCGGGAUACUCAUGGGGACGAGGGUCGGGGUGAGCGUGUUGGUCGGGGGGGUGUGCGCGUGGGGAAUGGUCGGGCCGUGGGCGGCCGCGAGGGGGUGGGUGACGGGGGAUCCCCUCAGCAUGAAGGGCGGGGCGAGGGGUUUGUUGCUGUGGCCGGGGGUGACGAUGAUGGCGGUGGACUCGCUCAUGCAGCUGGCACUCGCGACGGUGUGCAGACCCAGGCGGCGGAGGAAGGUCGCCAUGGGGGGAGAUUCGUCUAAUAAAUCCGGGCAGGAGGCGACCAAGCGGCGGACCAAGUGGACCUACGACGACGUCGACGCCGACGGUUCGAGCGAGGCUCCCCUCCUCGGCGGCGGCGGCGGCGACGACGACGACGAACCCGGGCUGCUCAAGUCCCCGGACGUCCUGCCAAAGUCCAAGCCGACGCUCGUGGGUUGGGCGGGUAUCGAGGAUGGCAACGUACACGACGAAUCAAUCGUCCCCGCCGGUGACGCGUCACCGCCCGCCGACUUCAAGGAGGACCACCCGGACGCGAUACCCCGGUCGUGGUGGAUCGUCGGGCUCGCCGUCACCGGGGUAUGGACCGCGUCGGUGCUCCACCUCAACUUCGGGAUGGCCCUCUGGCAGCCGGUCCUGGCGCUCCCGGUGGCGGCCGUGAUGUCGUACGUCGCCGUUCGGUGCACCGGGGAGACGGAUAUCAACCCCAUCGGUCCCAUGGGUAAGAUCAUCCAGCUCGUGUUCGCGCUCGUGGCGCCCGGGGCGAUCGUGACGAACCUGAUGGCGGCGGCGGUGGCGUGCGGGGGCGCGGGGCAGGCUGGGGACCUCAUGCACGACUUCCGAGCCGGGCUGAUGAUGCGACUGUCCCCGAGGAAGCAGCUCCUGGCGCAGCUGAUGGGGAUACCGAUCGGCAUCUUGGGCGCCGUGCCCACGUACGCGUUGUUCGCGGCGACGUACCCGAUCGGCGGCGAGCAGUUCCCCGCGCCCGCGGCGGUGGCGUGGCGCGCGGUCGCGGAGGUGCUGACCGGGCCGGAAGGCGGCGGUCUCCCGGCGGAGGCCAAGGCGCUCAUGCUCAUGGCCGCGGCGUUCACAGCUUGGGUUCGGACAGUGGAGCGCAUGGCGGAGACCAGGGCGGAGACGAACCCGAACUCCCGCGCCGCGCGUUGGAUCAAGCGGUUGAUGAUAAGCCCCACGAGCGCGGGGAUAGCGUUCAUCAUCCCCCCGGAGUUUUCCACGACGAUCGCCGUCGCGGCCAUCGGUUCGGGAUACUGGGAGCGGCGGAACCGGGAGCACCACGAGGAUCACGCGUACAUCGCGGCGAGCGGUUUGUUGGCCGGCGCGGGGGUGAUGGGGGUGGUCACCGCGCUGGUGUCCAUGGCGUUCGGGACCACCGCGCCGGAAACGUGA